Pocillopora damicornis (cauliflower coral) is the source of this 1939-nucleotide messenger RNA. RefSeq lists its product as uncharacterized. The record is from RefSeq and is a predicted model, not a curated record. NCBI's taxonomy places the organism in Eukaryota, Metazoa, Cnidaria, Anthozoa, Scleractinia, Pocilloporidae.
UGGAAAUUUUCCUUUGCCGAAUAUUGUAAAGUUAUGUAAUAUUAGCUAAGAGGGAAUAUUUAUACCUAGAGCCCGCCCUACCUGUGGUCGGAAUGUCGCAUCUGAACAUCAUUCGACGCUAGUCGGUAUAUAGAGUGGUUCUAAAUUUCUUAUGAGUUCGUAAUAUGUCACGGUUCUUCAUAUCCACUACUAUAUGUUUUGCUUGUCUGGUGAAGGUCUCUAGAAUACCUAUUUAUCUUAAGGUGUCAGCAGUCAGCAGCAGUCUCGAUUUCAAAUCUGUGAAAGUGCAGUUAAGGUUACAUAAACGGAGACGGUAUCGGUAAUAUUAACGCUAAGCUAACGAUGACUGCACGAUGACAUUGUCGAUAGUUUUUCAUCUCUGUUAUUUCCCAGGUCUUAGAUCAUGAAUAGGAUAUCGUUCAUAAUAAGUGUAGCAGCCCUCCGAAUGGCUCUGUGCUUUGUUAAUGUUCUCACCGAAGAACAGAAAGUAGUUUGCCAAAAAUUCAGGUUUGAGAUGGGAAAAAAUGUUGUUGACGACCACGCCCUCGACGGCCAUGUGAUUGAGAGAUACACAGUUAAGACAGCUGCACAAUGUCAAAUGAUGUGCAGAGACAACUGUUUAUGUUUAUCCAUCAACUACGUCUCAAGUCUCCAAGAGAACAAUUGCGAGUUGAAUGACGCUGUGAAAAGAAAGAAACCAGAGGCGCUAAAAUUCAAAUCAGGAGCUCAGUACUACGAUCUGGUUAGAAUGCAUUCAGUAGAGGGAGGCCGACCUUAUGUAAAAGGAAAGGAUGUGUGUGUAAACAGAUGUUGCCAGCCUAAUCCUUGCUUUCAAGGAGCAGAGUGCGUGGAGAAUUGUGAUCCUGAUGAUGCCAGGUUUACGUGUAGCUGCUCCGCUCGUUAUACUGGACAGCGGUGUGAACAUAGAUGCUAUAAAAGUUGCAAGGAUGCUAAAGAAAACGGCAUAUGGCAAUCUGGCAGGUACCUCAUAUGUAAUGGAGAGAUCGAGCCAUUUUACGUGUACUGCGAAAUCGGCUCAUCGUCCAGCUUCAUAUGGACUCUUUUACAAUCCUUUGCUAUCGAUCGGCAAUUGCAGUUUAGUAGCCAACCGUUCACAAAUAGCUUUCCAGUUCGUGACAAUCUCCUAGAGAUAGACUGGGGCCUGUACCGCUUAUCCUUGGCCCGCAUGAAGUAUCUUGCCGAGCAGUCGACUCAUCUCAGAGUAACGUGUAAUUACAACACAGAUGGUCUUCAGUAUACGGACUAUGCACAAGCGGAACUCGAACACCACAAUUUAUUUGCAACAUUCAACAACAAAUGUAGAAUUUAUGAACACAUCGCCAUCCGAGGCAAUGAAUGUAGGAACUGCACCGCUCUGACCAAUCAACCGACUGACCACGCCUGGCACAUCGAUAGCUACUUAAGUUCAGCCAAUGGAUGCAAUUUUGAUGGAAGGCCAGGGAUGGGAAAGAGCGAGCAUAACUUUGGAUGGUAUGCUCAUGGAAGAGUGAACACAGAUCACCGAUGCUCGUCAUCUCCAAUGUCGACAACUCAACACUGGUUUGGUAUUUUUUAUUUUCCGGGUAUUAAUCGUCCCCAAAGCUUUCCUGGUAAAUAAAACCUUGAUACUUUCCACGAUACCCUUCCAUUUAAUUUAGCGCUGUGAACUGGUAUCGCACCAUACCAGUUAUUAUUUUUUUCUUCCUUUUCAUCACCCUUUUGCUCGAAAAUAUACAUUCUAUAAUUUCAUGGAGAUAUUCCUUUUUCGGUCACUGACAGCAGAAGUGAAAGGUUUAAACAAAAAGACGCUUUGGCAGGGUUUAAGUGUCAUCAAUUUUCCAACAAGAACUGAUUGAGGUUGUGGAUUUCAUGCGCCACUACCACAGCAUUAAAAGUGUGUAAUGUAAAUAGUUUCGAAAUAAUUAUUAAGUACUCAGUU